CGGCUGGGCCACUUCCGCUCACAUGACCGGAUGUUUGAGCCUUUACACAAUACGGAAGGGAGCUAAAAGUUGCGCUAUCCCUUAUUAUUCUUACAUUACCGUGGAUAGUGUUAAUAGGUUUAGUGUGUCCAGAACAGCGUCCUGGAGGAGACCGUAAGUCUCCCUAUAUAAUUAUACUUGGAUAACUUUUUUCGACAAAGCAAACCUCACGAUAUGAGUUUUGUCAACUGGAACAUUGUUGUCAGUUAGGAACGUGGGAAAUGUCCAAAAGUAAGCCCAGAAAGAAAAAGUGUUCGUCCUCAGGUGGCGAGGAAGAGAAGGUUGCAGGAGGCCAUUUCCUAACCAAAGAUAAUUUAAAGAGAAAAGAUUCUAGCGUCGUUCCUGAUAGCCAACAGCAGAAGGAGUAUCAUCUUCCAUCGAAUAAAGAUGAUUCCAAAAGCCACCGUCCCAUCAAAAAGGCUGUUUACAAACUGUCCAAUAAAAGCGUUUCAGAGCAGAUACCUGUGGAAAUUGAUGUUGGAUGCAAAAGAACCCAAAAGGUUGAAAUUCCCUCCAGGGAAAAAACGUCCUCAACACAGACUAAAGGGGACCCCUCUUGGAGCACCCCGAGGCGUCCAACAGAGGGUGCUGGACGCCUCCACCCACGGAGCAUCCACACUAAAGACACUCUCCGUCCAACAGCAGAGAGGACAGCCCAACAUGGACCACGUAUACCGACACCCCAGAAGGGCUCCAGCAGGUCCAUACAUCCUGCUGAACAGAAGCACAAGCCUCCGUCAACAAACCCGCCUCUGGUCCCAGAGAAAGCCUGCAAGAGAAAAGCAGACACUGCUACUGGGACGACGACAAAACCGAGCAGGAUCACCUCCUCCUCGGGGAAGGAGUCGACGGUGAGAGGAGGCUGGAAGCCCCUCAACAAGCCAUACAAUGACGAAAGAGGAGAGCCCCCGAGAGCCAGGUCCUCUGUCAGGGCUCCACCUCAUUUGACCACAGAGCAAUCGUCCACCUCCAAAACACAGGCUACCUCACAUCCAAGGCCCAAGCGGCCUACAUGGACCCUGGCCGGACCCCAUGUGGCCCUGGCCGGACCCCAUGUGGCCCCAGGGCCCCCCUGUGUUCAGGGAGCAGGGGGCCCUCUCACCCCAGAGCGUCCAGCGGUGAGGUUUAAGAUACCAAAGAAGACCACUUUGUGUUUAAAAGACGGUGUUAAUAAUACCACAGUUCAUAAUGAGGAGGGUCGCGUAUCGACACAAACCACGAGCACCAGGAGGGGUCCGGCGCUCGCUGGUCUGAAAGGCUCUAAUGGGUUGAACCCUGAAGGAUCUGGAUCCGUCCAAAGUGCCCACAGCACUGCGGUAGAUCCGUUCAUUUCACCUCAGAGGGGAAACGAUGGAAGUUCAGCCGAGUCAAACCAACCGAUCUGGCCCCGCGUUGAGGUGCCACCAUCAGACAAACUGAAUUCACACGACGAAGGAGCAAGCAUCACUACUGACGACAAUGAUUAUGAGAUGCCGGUGGUGGAGGCCCUGCACCAGGCCCGCACUGAGAGGAGGCUGGAGGUCGACGUGGUGCAGAGCUAUGGAGAACUCACCCGGAUGGACACGGACGCACACGACCAUGGAGAACCCCCACCGUUCAAAAAUGAGUUGAUAGUGGUUUUGGACACGAACAUCCUUCUCAGUCACCUGGAAUAUGUCAAGAAGAUCAUAUCCCAUGGCCUUGGAGCCAUGGGCUUCGCGGUGGUCCUCAUUCCCUGGGUGGUGCUUCAGGAGCUGGACUCCCUGAAGAACAACAAGGUGCCGAAGGGCUCUGUGGCCCACCUGGCCGUCCCGGCCGUCCACUUCAUCUACAGCUGCCUGAAGAGGCAGGAGCCUCGCCUCUGGGGCCAGUCCAUGCAGCAGGCCUCCGAGGGAAACCGUCGUCUGAAUGCCGAGAACAACGAUGACAGAAUCCUGCAGUGCUGCCUGCAGUACCAGAUUCUGCACCCAGAGGGCGCCCUCAUCUUGUGCACCAACGAUAAGAACCUGUGCAGCAAGGCCCUUCUGAGCGGGGUGCGGGCGCUCUGCAAGGCCGACCUGGAGCAGGAGAGCGGGAGGCUCCAGGACCACACCUCCGUGGGUGGAGGUCUCCUCGCGCCCCCGGAGCCCCCGCCGGCCCGCGGCAGCCUGGGCCGCUCCGCCCCCCGGGGGGCCGAGACACCGUCCGCCGGAGAAGCCCUGCCGCGGCCGGGCGGGGGGGCCGGAGGGGCCGGAGGGGGGGUCCCCGGGAGGAGCCUCAGCGUGUGCGUGGCCCAGCUGGAGGGCUGUCUGAAGGAGGUGCUGCCGCACAUCCUGGAGGUGGAGAUGAAGGCCGCCUUCGAGGACCUCUGGGAGGACAUUGUUUACGUGAAGCCGCCCUGGGACGUCCCGGACGCGCUGCGCUGCAUGAAGAAACACUGGAUGGCCGUGUUUGGGAACGUUGUCCCACGGAAUCUCCUCCAAACUCUGGUUCAUCUCUGUGACUUCUUCAGCCCAGGCCGGCCGGUGGACCAGGCCUCUGUGGGGGCCGCGCUGCGUGAGGCCGCUGAGCUGCUGGACGGGUUCGGGAAGGCGAGCUACGGGGGCCGGCUGCCCGCCGCCGCCGCCGCGCUGGAGGCCAUCCGGCGCCGGCUGGAGGCCGAGGACACGCCCCCUGAGCCUGAGCCUGUUCCAGCUGAACCAUUGGUCGAGGAUGCUAUGAUGUCAGAGGAGAAGCAGGCCCCGCCCCUCCAGGUCUCCCCCCAGGAGGUGUGGGCGGUGUUCGAGAACCUCUGGGCCAACCUGUGCCAGAUAAGCUCGGCCCUGUUCACAGCGCUGCACUUCGACCCCGGGACCCCACAGAGCCCCCUGGGGGCCCCCCCGCCCCAGGACGCCACGGCCUGUCUGCACAAACUGCUCCCCCUGGUGGCCCAGCUGCUCAGCGCAUUCAGCAGGGUGCUGUCCUCAGACAUGGGGAUGGAGGAGAGUCAGGCCCUCCUCAGCUUCAUCCACGCCAGCCAGAUCGUGAGCAUCACGGCGCACCUGGACACCCGGGACCUGGUCCAGUGUUUCUCUCAGCCAGAGUACAGGGAGAGGCUGAAGGUGGGCGGGGCUCAGCUGACGGAGCUCAAAGCCACUCUGGAGUGCUGCGUCGCUGCCGUCAAUCAAAGCCUCACCAACACUUCAUGGCCCUGAUUGGACCACAACCAGGAAGUCUAAGCCACAUGGAACAGGAAGUCUAAGCCACAUCGACCAGUCGGCAGCCUUGAAACAAAAACAUCCAUUUACUUGAAAUAUUUUACAUGAUUAUUUUUUGCCUAAAAAUAUUGUUAUUUUAAAAGAUUUCUUAAGCCAUCAGGUUUUGUUCUAUGGUCGUUUCUGUGACUGACUUUGGGUUUGUUGGUCCCCAUUAUGGACAGGUUAUCCAUGAUGGGUGGACAAAGUGCUCACUUUCAAAGGAACAAACACAUUUUUUUGCCAGAAAAGUUAAUGAGGCCAUGUUCAUUACGAUUACAAUGAGGGAUUCUCCUUGGAUGGCUAUCGGCCGUAGUUCAGCGCUGACUCAGACAGUCGGAGGAUAGGACCCGGCAGACUUAGGCCCGUCACCCGGCUCCAACGGGACAGCGGCCGCCAGCCAAUGGGAGGAGGGUUCCACCCGCGGAGCAUGUCGUUCCCGGUGAUCACGAGGCGAUUAGACCCCGGCGCUCCUCUGGGACAUCUAGAGCCGGUCCGUCUGUACGGCCGCUGACGUCAGACGGACAGCAGCUCAUUCAGUAUUCAAGGGCCUAUUCUGUAGCUGCUGGUUAGAAUCACUGCGACAGGGGAGAGGUGAGUUACAGGGUGAUUAUGGCCCAAUACAAAAGGUUAGCUGUUGUUUUGCCAAAUAUUCCUAAUUAAAGUUUUAUUUAAUUUUUAUAUACCAAGAUUUUUAAUUAAAACAUACAAUUCAUUAAUUCUAAGUGUGCCAGAUUAUUGUAAUUAAUGUUUUAUUCUGUUGGUUCCUCACCACCUUUUCCCCAAACCCGUCAGAAUCAGUGCAAUGUUCCCCUCUUAAAGUAGAAUGUGACUCGCAUAGAACGCACCACCUUUAGCAUUAAAUACUAAAGAGUUAGGGCAUUAUGGGCAGUUGCAGACUCUAUCCUGGUUUAGCCUGUGUCUUCGUGGCUCUGCUGAGAUUCACAGGUCGGAUAAGCAAGCACAUGGGAGGCUAAUUUGUGAAUGGCCUAAAGUCUACUAAUAGGUCUUUAACCCCGACUGACCAGCCCAGAUAAGCAGCGUGAAGUCGGGCACAUGCUGCCCACCUGACCGGCCCGAGUUGAUCAGGACUUCCGCCUCUCCCAUCCUGCUGCUGUCACUACUGCUCCACGUCUGAACUUAAGCUGUUCCGGAUAAAGGCAGGAGGAAUAUAAAGGUAGUGCCGUGGUUCCCUGGGAGCAGGCAGUGGUAACAAGGAGAGGCAGUGAUUAGUCAUCAGAGAACCAAAGGCGACUUAAGCCUCUCCCAACAUAUCCCUCUUGGAGUAUGGAUCAAGAUAUAAGCGCUUACCGUUUCACACUGUCUGAAAGGGCUUCCCCGGCCACAGUAUGAAACCCCAAAGCCAGAGCCUUCUAAAAAGGUCAAUACAAAGUAAAUGAACCAAAGAAACCAGAGAAGGAACACAGAUUGCACAUCGUAUGCAGUGAGGAAAGGGGCUUGAAACAUGAUUCUGGUUGACAUGGUUUAUUAGUUUAGAAAUGUUACAAAUGUGGUACGUAUUCUCAAUCUAUGUUUGCUGCCAAAAGGUAAUCUAUGCCAAUGCCUGACUUUUAAAAACACUCAAAAAAAAAAAGAUCUUCAGUAAACUUCAAUAAGUGAAUAAGUCAAAUCAUAGUAAAACAUUCUCUAAGCAGGAGCACAUAAGCAUGGUUGUGUGUGGCAUUAAAACAAAGUUACUAGAACUGGCACUGAUGUAUUUUAAUGACCAAGUCAUGUGCAUCCACUUAUUGUUUAAUCCGCAGUGUAUAAAAAAAAUAUAUAAAAAGGCCUUCGUUUAAGAUUUGUAAAGCAAUCCAGCUCCAAGUUUAAAUGACACAAAGCCAUGACAGGUACUUCUUCACUUAUACAUUUGAGUAAGGCUUAAACCACAGAUCUUUUAAACUAAGUGAGCUAAAAAAAACGACGAGGUUGACUAAAGGAAAUCGAGUUGAGAAACUCAAAGUUACCGUUACCAGUUAUGACUUAAAGAUACAAGUUCAACUAGAAUAACCAGUAACCUAAAUGUGUAUUAAAUGUUGGCAUUUGACAAAAGUGAGAAAGAAAACUAUAUGUAUAUACACACAGCACGGAAAAUAAUGAAUGCAAUAU
Molecule: messenger RNA, 5339 nt
Organism: Gadus chalcogrammus (walleye pollock)
Lineage: Eukaryota; Metazoa; Chordata; Actinopteri; Gadiformes; Gadidae
Gene: swt1
Product: SWT1 RNA endoribonuclease homolog
Exons: 18
Coding region: 261-3191 (976 amino acids)
Cellular component (GO): nucleus
Source: RefSeq, a predicted model, not a curated record